This is a messenger RNA of Chara braunii, 4846 nucleotides long. The record is from the annotation of a GenBank genome assembly. Lineage: Eukaryota; Viridiplantae; Streptophyta; Charophyceae; Charales; Characeae.
CGCGACCUUGCUGUGCCACUCCUCCACUCGACAACCUCUUCCACUGAGUGACCUCGUGCACCGCAGCGGGCGGUGAAGCGGCACCGGGCAGGCAAGUUCGGCGUGGCAAGUCUGGGGCAGCAGGCGGUUGUUCUCACUGAUUGAGCGAGGAUGCCGCUUCGUCUGGAGAUCAAGCGGGAACUCGCCCAGCGUUCCGAUCGCGUAAAGAGCGUCGACCUCCAUCCAUCGGAGCCAUGGAUUUUGGCAAGUCUUUACAAUGGCAACGUGUAUUUGUGGAACUACCAAACCCAGACCUUGGUCAAGUCCUUUGAGGUCACGGACCUCCCAGUCCGUUCGUCCAAGUUCAUCGCCAGGAAGGAGUGGGUUAUUGCCGGCUCGGACGACAUGUUUAUCCGAGUCUAUAAUUACAACACCUCGGACAAAGUCAAGACCUUUGAGGCUCACACGGACUACAUUCGAUGUGUUGCCGUGCACCCCACGUUGCCCUAUGUGCUGUCAUCCUCGGAUGACAUGCUGAUCAAGUUAUGGGACUGGGACAGGGGGUGGAUGUGCACGCAGAUCUUCGAGGGGCAUGCCCAUUACGUCAUGCAGGUGGUCUUCAACCCGAAGGACACCAACACCUUCGCCUCGGCCUCGUUGGACCGAACCAUCAAGGUCUGGAGUCUGGGCAAUUCCGAUCCCAACUUCACGCUCGAGGGCCACGAAAAGGGUGUCAAUUGUCUGGACUACUUCGGUGGUGGCGAUCGACCGCACCUGAUCUCGGGCGCCGACGACAAGCUUGUCAAAGUGUGGGAUUACCAGACCAAGAGUUGCGUGCAGACGCUCGAAGGCCACUCGCACAACGUUUCUGCUGUCUGCUUCCAUCCGGAGCUGCCUGUCAUCAUCACUGGCUCGGAGGAUGGCACUUUACGCGUGUGGCACGCCUCCACUUACAGGCUGGAGAACACCCUGAACUAUGGCCUUGAGCGUGUCUGGACCAUCGGUGCCCUCAAGGGGUGUAAUAAGGUUGCCAUUGGCUACGAUGAAGGCACGGUGAUGAUAAGGAUGGGGAGGGAGGAACCCGUGGCCAGCAUGGAUGGUAGUGGUAAGGUGGUGUGGGCGAAGCACAACGAGAUACAGACUGUCAACAUCAAGUCUGUCGGCGCAGAGGUGGAGAUGAACGACGGGGAACGAUUGCCUCUGGCAGUGAAAGAGCUCGGGAGCUGCGAUCUCUACCCGCAGAGCCUCAAGCAUAACCCCAACGGACGAUUUGUCGUUGUCUGCGGGGACGGGGAGUACAUCAUUUACACUGCGCUUGCCUGGAGGAAUCGGUCCUUUGGCUCGGCGCUGGACUUUGUCUGGUCGACGGAGGGUGAGUACGCCGUGCGGGAGAGCACGUCGAAGAUCAGGAUCUUCAGCAAGUCCUUUCAGGAACGGAAGAGCAUGCGGCCCACCUUUUCUGCCGAGGGCCUCUUUGGCGGUGCCCUGCUGGCUGUCAGAUCGAACGAUUUUGUCUGCUUCUACGACUGGUCGGAGUGCCGGGUGGUCCGCCGCAUCGACGUUGCUGUGAAGAACAUUCUGUGGGCGGACAACGAGGAGCUGUUGACCAUUAUUUGUGAUGACAGCUUCUUCAUCUUGAAGUUCCAUCGGGACGUGGUCACUGCACACUUGGACUCGGGAAAGACGGUGGACGAGGACGGAAUCGAGGAUGCCUUCGAGCUCCUACAUGAGGUGCCUGAGCGAGUGAUCACUGGCGUCUGGGUCGGCGAUUGCUUCAUUUACAACAAUUCUCAGCUGCAUCUUAAUUACUGCGUGGGCGGAGAAGUGACGACCAUGUUCCACCUGGACCGGCCGAUGUACCUCCUUGGGUACCUGUCGAGUCACAGCAGAGUGUUUCUCAUCGACAAGGAAUUCAACGUCGUGAGCUACACACUUUUGUUGAGCUUGAUCCAGUACAAGACGCUUGUUCUUCGGGGUGACCUGGAGGGCGCCGCCGCAGUUCUGCCCACGAUACCCAAGUCCAACUGGAACAGCGUGGCGCGGUUUCUGGAGGCGCGGGAGCUGCUCGAGGAUGCUCUGCAGAUUGCAACGGACCCUGACUACAAGUUUGAUCUGGCGAUGCAGCUGGGCAACCUGGAUUGCGCACGCGAGAUUGCGGAGGAACUGAAAAGCGAGGCGAAAUGGAGACAGCUGGGAGAGCUGGCGAUGGCGGCGGGGAAGUUUGAGGUCGCACAGAAAUGCCUGCGCCAUGCGGUCGACUUAAGCGGCCUGCUGUUGCUGGCGACGGCAAUAGGGAAUGCCAAGGACAUGGAGGAGCUUGCACGGACUGCGAAAGAGCAGGGAAAGAGCAACAUAGCUUUUAUGAGCUUGUUCCUGUUGGGCAGAGUGGAGGAUUGUGUCAAGCUUUUGUGUGCAAGUGGCCGCAUUCCGGAGGCGGCUUUUAUGGCCAGAACGUAUGCUCCCAGCAUGGUGUCUGAGGUUGUCCAUCUGUGGCACAACGAUCUUAGCAAGGUGAAUCAGAAAGCGGCGGAAUCGCUUGCCGAUCCUGGAGAGUACCCAAAUCUUUUUCCCAAUUUUGAGUGGGCCUUGAAAGCGCAGGAGCAUUUCAAAUUGUCCUCUCUGGAUCUACCUCAUGCUUCUGCAUAUCUGGAGCUGGCAGACAGUAUGCUACGUGACCCUAUCGCCCAGAUUAGGGCGGAACUCGAAAAUGCAGCAGGACUGGCAGAAAACGGCCAUGAUGAGCAGGAAGAGCGUGAGGGGCAAGCGCACGGAGGGGAAGACCUCGAGGGUCCGUAUGUAACUCAAAAAGGGUACCUUGGGGAGGACGACUAUGAAAAUGUGGACAAUGGAGAGGGUGUAGUUGUUACAAGUCCAGUGGAAGAUGAAUCCUAAUCCCUGUGAAGCCUGUCCUGAUCGUGCGAAAAAGGCAGCGUGAUUUUUCUUUUCCAAUAUUAUUCUUUUGCUCUUUUGUUUUUGCCCGUCGCCUCCCCUCCCAUUCUCGGUGCCUGCAUUAUUAGGGGUUUUAUUGCUAUUCACUGCUGGUUUCUAUUUGACGUAGACAGACGUUGGUAGGCUGCCAUUUUUGUGAACACACCUCAAAAUCUUCUGGCCAAUUCUAGUCGCGUUGUUUUGACCUUUUGUGUGUUUGGCUACCGCCAAGGAAGAGGUUUGGAGAAGUUUGGUUUGCGCGCCGUUGAGAGGUUCAGUACUAGUACGGCAAACAGUAAAAGUUAUGAAAAACUAUUAGCAUGGGUAAUGCUUACUCUGCUGUAGAUCUCUCCUGGGCUUUCUGGGGCAUGCCACUAAAAGGCAACUUAGUAGUCUGUCUCUGCCCUGCCCUGCUUUGCUUCUCCCCGCCAUGUGCUGGGUCUCUGCCAUUUACUGCCCCUCUCCUUCACACUCUGCCUCUCCGCCGUUGUCCACCUUGAGGAGGAGGGUGCUGUUGUGCGGCAGCAGCCUCCUUGCCCCUCCCUCCCCUUUUCUCUCCCUGCCUCAAACGUGUUGAGUCCAGACGGAUAUACAGUUACCUGCAUGUCCCUCCCAAAUCAUUUGUGAUAAGAAUAAGUUGUCCCUACCCCUUCCGUUUGGAAUAGGACAAGUGCUGUGUCUGAGCGCAUAAUCCGACAGUCGAACAAAAAAGGCCACAACGCCGCCACAUUAUUAUAGUCAUUGCUAUGUCUGAAGCAUUGGGGCAUUUGUGGUCCCUGCCAAACCUAUUCUCUCUCUUUCGCUUUUAUGGCGUCUUUGUUAUUCCGUACAAACACAGAUGUUGGACUGUCAGUGGGAUCCGCAGGCAAUCGGGCUUCUUCUCCAAGUGUGUGAAGUAACUCGUGGCGGCAAGUCCUGGGCAGGUGGACGAUACGGAAUAUGGGGCCUCCCUUCCCAGGCUUCACACACUUUUUGAGAUUAUUCGAUCAUUUAUUGUCUUCUUCUGAUCUUUGCCACAUCUCGGUGGCGAUCUGGGCCUUUCGAUGGCAGGGCCUGGUGCCGCGCCAUGGGGCAGGAGAUUAGGUGUAUGUCUGAAGUCCUGAGGCCUCCCUACCCAGUGUUCUUGAUCUUGGCAGAAUAUCCGAGGGUCGAUCGGACGGCUGUCAGCUGAUAUGGCCAGAGGCCAGCCAGAAGGAUAUGACGUCGUCGUUUCUCAUCUGCUCUUGAAAUCCUUUUUUUUUUUGGUUGACCUUCUUUGACGCCUUGCAUUUGUAGAGAACGGUGGUGAAGAUUCUGUUUGUUGUGACGGCUGUAUGGAUCUGUAAUAAGAAAUGGGCCAAGUUCAGUCGGUACGCCGAUGGUCUGUUUGAAAUGCAGACCUGGGGUUCGAGUCCAGCUGGAACUAGAUGAAUGAAAUGCAAUGAUUGAAAUUCUCAAUUGCCCGAAAGAAAAAGGGCGCCGUCCUUGGAGUGACAAGUGCGGUCUUCUUGUUGUGGAGCUUGGGGCCUAGUUCUUUUUCGGUCCUCAGCUGUGAGUUCCCUGAGCACCCAUUGCAUGCGGACAGUGGAAAGUAUUGCAUGCGGACAGUGGAAAGUAAGUCUGAAUGCUCUGUAGGCAUUGCAUAGGGACUGGAAGUAUUUUUUCUUGGUUUGCCUGAUGGUCAUAGACAGGACGGGCCCAUGAGCGCAUGUGCUCGACACAGCAGUGUGGUCUGUCAGCGCAGUGGAAGGAAAGCCUCACUAACUGCUCUGAAGGACGUACUUGGGUUUUCUUCUUGAUUUGCGUGAUGGUAAUCGAUUGGGUGGGGCGCUGCGGCACAUGUACCAGACAUCGGCCUGUUGCUGUUGCGGCGAAACCAACGUUGGGCUGAGCCUGAAGUUCCCAACUUGGGUCGUCGGAGUGUAGGGGAAUGUUCGGGCAACAAAAAGCUGCCUUAGGC